Messenger RNA from Spirodela intermedia, 1128 nucleotides. The record is from the annotation of a GenBank genome assembly. Lineage: Eukaryota; Viridiplantae; Streptophyta; Magnoliopsida; Alismatales; Araceae.
AUGGAUGGAAGCAAGGACGAGGCGCUGAAAUGCCUGAAGUUCGGUAAAAACGCCCUGGAGAAUGGCGAUCGCUCCCCCGCCCUCAAGUUCCUGUCCAAAGCGCGACGCCUGAAUCCCAGCCUGCCGGUCGAUAGCCUCCUAGCGCAGAUCAACAGUGCAGAAUCUGUUCCUCGUCCGGAGGCUCCGCAAUCCAAAGGUUGCCCCGACGAUCUACGUAGUCGGAGGAAUGCCGGCUCAUCCUCGUCUCCCUCGGCCGCAGCUUCUAAGAAUAGGGUUCCUUCGGAUGUUUCUUCGAGAGAGUAUACAGAGGAGCAGAUUACUGUCGUCAGGCAGGUCAAGAAGCAGAGGGAUUACUACGAGAUGCUUAGAUUGGAGAGGAAUUGCACCGUGGAUGAUGUGAAAAAGGCGUAUCGGAAACUCUCCUUGAAGGUGCACCCAGAUAAGAACAAGGCACCCGGAGCUGAGGAGGCCUUCAAGGCGGUGUCCAAAGCCUUCCAGUGUCUCCAUAAUGAGGAGAGCAGGAGAAGAUACGAUCUAAGUGGAUCCGACGAACCUACUCACCACAGGCCCCCCGCAGCUAGGCACGGCAUGAACGGGUUCAGCGGCUUCUAUGAGGCCGAAAUCGACCCCGAGGAGAUCUUUAGGAAUUUCUUCUUUGGUGGAAUGCCUCAGCCAACAACCCCUUCCCAGACGUUCAGGUUUAGAACCGGAGCCACAGGAGGACGACGUACCCACCAUGAUAUGCAAGGAUCUGACGGCUUCAAUCUCCGUGCAGUUCUUCAGAUACUGCCCGUGAUCCUACUGGUCCUCCUGAACUUCUUUCCAUCCUCACACCCACCUUACAUGCUCUCGAAAUCUCACCCCUAUGAGCAGAGGCUCGAGACAGAACGCGGCGUACCGUAUUUUGUCAGGUCGGGGAAAUUCGAAAAGGAGUAUCCUUAUGAGAGUGUUGAGAGGGCGGCACUCGAGGAAAAGAUCGAGCGAGAGUAUGUACGAAUUGUUUUGCAUCAUUGCCGGUAUGAGCUACAACGACAGCGGUUGGGAUUGGCCAAUAAAACGCCACAUUGUGAGAUGUUUCGGAGGUACGAGGCAACAGCCUCUGCUACUGCUGCUGCUACUACCGCUUAA